AUGGAAUACGAGGAUGUUUUGACAAAUCAGCCUGUUGUCAUUGAUAAUGGUUCUGGUGUAAUUAAAGCUGGUUUUGCUGGUGACGAUCUUCCAAAAUGUUUUAUUUCUUCAUAUGUUGGACGACCAAAACAUGUACGUAUUAUGGCAGGUGCAGUAGAAGGUGAUGUUUUUAUUGGACGUAAAGCUCAAGAAUUGCGAGGACUACUUAAAAUAAGGUAUCCAAUUGAACAUGGAAUUGUAUCCGAUUGGGAUGAUAUGGAACUACUUUUGACUGAAGCACCACUAAAUCCAAGAAAUAAUAGAGACUCUGCUGCACAAAUGUUUUUUGAGACAUUUAAUGCACCAGCUAUGUUCACGUCUAUUCAAGCUGUUUUAAGUCUUUAUUCUUCAGGUAGAACAACUGGUAUAGUUCUUGAUUCUGGUGAUGGUGUAACUCAUGCUGUGCCAGUAUAUGAAGGAUUUGCUCUUCCUCAUGCUAUUCGUAGAGUUGAUAUUGCUGGCCGUGAUGUUACAGAAUAUUUACAAUUGCUUCUUCGUAAAGCUGGUUAUAACUUUCAUACCACGUCUGAAAAAGAAGUUGUUCGUAUUAUAAAAGAAAAAACUUGUUAUGUUGCAUUGAAUCCAAGUAAAGAAGAAAAGGAUACUAGUAGAGAAUUUAACGAUUUUAUAUUACCUGACGGUAAUGUUGUUAAGUUGAAAACUGAAAGAUUUAAAGCACCAGAAAUUUUAUUCAAUCCAGAAUUAAUUGGACAAGAAUAUGCAGGUGUUCAUCAAGUUGUUGUUGAUUCAAUCAAUAGAGCUGAUUUAGAUUUAAGAAAAUCUUUAUUUGCAAAUGUUGUAUUGUCUGGUGGUUCAACACUUUACAAAGAUUAUGGUACAAGAUUGUUAAAUGAAGUGAGGAAAUUAGCUGUUAAAGAUAUCAAAAUCAAGAUUUUUGCACCACCAGAAAGAAAAUACAGCACAUGGAUAGGUGGAUCUAUAUUAGCAGCUUUAAAGUUUGGAACCGUUGGAUAUUAUCCGAUUGGAUCGGAUGAUAGAUUAGUAUUAGUAUUUGCGCGAAAAAUACGUAUCGGAAAGAGAUAUCAAGACAGUGAUAAAUUUAAUGAAUCAGAAGAAAUAAAAGAUACCAAAUCUAACAAAGAAGCAGAUUAUUCUGAAUUAUUUCCAAUUGUGGGAAUACUAAAUAAUCCAUCCGCCCUUUCUUGCUGUGGCCAACAUUCUAAAGAUGGAGGGUCGGGAAAAGGAACCCAGUCAUCUAAAAUAAACGAUAAUUUCGACAUUACUACUAUUUCAAGUGGUGACAUUCUUCGUCAGAAUAUAGCCCAUGGCACAAAAAUUGGUAAAAUUGCUGAAAAAGAAAUUAAACGUGGAGCAUAUGUUUCUGAUGAUAUUAUGAUCAAACUUAUAACCAAUAAACUUUCUACUCUUAAAAAUGAGAAUUGGCUAUUAGAUGGAUUCCCAAGGACUUUAAAUCAAGCAAUAGCUUUAGACAACAAUUUAAAGUUAAAUAAACAGCCAUUGAAUAUGGUUAUUAAUCUUCAUGUGCCCGAAGAAGUUAUCUUGCAAAGAAUAAUUGAUCGAUGGGUUCAUAUACCUUCGGGACGUGUAUAUAAUUUAAGUUAUGAUCCACCAAAAAUUUCUGGACUAGAUGAUGUAACAUGCGAAAGAUUAUCAAAACGUCCAGAUGAUAAUCCGGAAAUAUUCAAGAUUCGGCUCCAAAAAUAUCAUGAAUUAACAGAGCCUUUGCUGGAAUAUUAUUCGAAACAUAACUUAUUGAUAACAUGUAGUGGACAUACAAGUGAUGAAAUUUAUCCAAAAAUUCAACACGAAUUGAUUAAUAGAUUUGGUACUGGCAUCGAAGAAAACUUUGUUAAUAAUGAACCUAAAGAUGAAAAUGUUUUAGAUGUUGUUAAUUUGAAUUGA
This is a messenger RNA of Entrophospora sp. SA101, 1923 nucleotides long. The record is from the annotation of a GenBank genome assembly. Lineage: Eukaryota; Fungi; Glomeromycota; Glomeromycetes; Entrophosporales; Entrophosporaceae.